CGCUGCAAGCUUCGCCGAUUCGCCCCUUCUCUCUCUCUUUCUCGAAAUCCCUCCUCUCCUUCUCUUUCUCUCUCUAUAUCCCGCCUCACGCUCUCUCUAAAUCCGUCGAGAAAACCGAGACAAAGGAUCCCCUCUCGCUCUCUCUAGUCCCUCAAGAGAAAAGAAACGAAGGAUCCUCUCUCUUUAUCUCUCGCCCUUUGGCUCACGGAUCAAUCUUCACAAGAAGGAUGUGUGGGGGGGGGGCGUAACUUGGUAAUCUCUUCAAAAAAAAUCAAUCCCCAAAGCUAGCAAAACGAACAAUAUUUUAUCAAUUCUACAUUGAAUGUCCAUGCAGUUUAUAAACCGCCGAUGAAGUUCCGAUCUUGCAACGAAUUUCACAAAUUCGGAUAAAUUUUCUAUUAGCUCUUAUUGCAACCGUAUAAAUAAAUAUAAAAGGUCUAAUCCCCCCCCGCCAAAAACAUCUGGUUUAGUAUGUAAGGAUAGGUCGAACUAAAAGUCGGUUGUCUAUGGCGACGGCUACCAUGGCUACAGCGGCUGGGGCUGCCGCCCUUCUUUACUAUACACUAAGCCGAAGAUUAGCCACUGCAUCAAUGCGAGAAGACAAUGAAGAUGAGAACUCUGAUGCCUCAAGAUCUAAUCGGUCAGGAAGGAUCACGUCUGUGAGGCGCCCUGCACAGGCACCUGCUACAUGGUUUGAGGCCAUAUCGACGCUUUCGGAGACCUUGCGGUUCACUUACUCUGAAACACUGGGGAAAUGGCCAAUAGGGGACCUGGCUUUUGGCAUCACUUUUCUAUUGAGGCGACAGGGAAACUUACGUGUUGCAAGUGUAUAUGCGGGUCCUGAUAGUAUACAACUCACAGGAGCUGAAAUAGUCUCUGAGCUAAGGCAGCUUUUGAAGUUAUUGACUCUUUGCUUGCAUUUCUCAAAGAAGCCAUUUCCGCUAUUUUUGGAGGAAACUGGCUAUACCCUUGAUGAUGUGCUUCUUCAAGAGCCUAAAGCAGGGCUUUUGAAGCCUGCUUUCACAAUUUUGUCUGACAAGAGCUCAAAAUGUUUCCUUCUAUUGAUUCGGGGUACUCAUAGCAUCAAAGACACUUUGACAGCAGCAACAGGUGGGGUUGUACCUUUCCAUCAUACAGUUUUACACGAAGGUGGUGUGAGCAAUCUAGUUUUAGGUUACGCCCAUUGUGGGAUGGUUGCUGCUGCACGUUGGAUCGCAAAGCUUGCUACUCCUUGUCUCCUUAAAGCUCUUUCUGAACAUCGUGAUUACAAUGUUAAGGUUGUUGGACACUCUUUGGGUGGGGGCACUGCUGCACUCCUAACCUAUGUAUUGCGGGAGAGGGAGGAGUUCUCUACCUGUACUUGUGUUACAUUUGCUCCAGCUGCUUGUAUGACAUGGGAGUUAGCAGAAUCAGGUGUCUCCUUCAUUACUUCCAUAAUCAAUGGUUCGGACUUGGUGCCUACUUUCUCGGCUGCAUCUGUGGAUGAUCUACGCUCAGAGGUGACAGCAUCUGCAUGGCUAAAUGAUUUACGAAACCAGAUUGAGCACACAAGAUUUCUGAGCACUGUGUAUCGGUCUGCAUCUGCCUUGGGUUCUCGAUUGCCAUCCAUUGCUAGUGCCAGGGCAAGAGUUGCGGGAGCAGGUGCAAUUCUACGUCCUGUCUCCAAUGGUACACAGGUGGUGAUGAAGCGUGCGCAGAGUGUGGCGCGAGCAGCAUGGGCAGGCCCCACCCUUGGCCUCUCCUCAUGGUCAUGCAUGAGGGCACGGCGAAGGCCCCCACAAUCAAGCCCAAAGCCAGAUGAAACUCUAACUUUAAAUGAAGCCUCAACUGACCUAACUGAGAGCACUGAAUCCCUUCUCAUCUCCGAAAAAACCGAAACAACGAUCAUGGAAAACCCAGAAUACCCCUGCUCUGACCACGAGAUGAUGACCCAAGAACAUGAUGAAGAAGAAGAUGAUGAUAUAAGAGGUGAAAAUAUGACCGAGGAUGAGCUUUGGGAGCAGCUUGAAGAGGAGCUGCAUAGAAGGUCUGAGAUUGAUGCCUCGGCUUCUGAAGAGAUAGAAAGAGAAGAGGAGAAAGUGGUAGCUGAGAGUAUCGGACCUGCUGGAUUUUCACCAGAAUUAUUGUCAGAAAAUAUUGAGACCCACCGGUUUUUCCCCCCUGGAAAAAUCAUGCAUAUAGUGACUUUCGAGAUGGAAGACGGUGAGGGGGAAGGAGAGCUUGAUGGGGAACACAAGGUCAGGAUUUUCAGGACGCCAAGGUCAUUGUAUAGUAAGCUACGGCUCUCAAAAACAAUGAUUAAUGAUCACUAUAUGCCGAUCUACAGAAGGAAAAUGGAACAGUUGAUCCUUGAGAUUGAGGGGGAGAUUGAGGCAAAUGAUGGUUGCUGUGUCAAAGAGAUAUAGAAUUUCGAUUUUUUUUUUUAAUUAUAAAGUAACAGAUGUUUGUUGUAACAAAGGAGCCUCGGCAGAUGCAUUUCUCUUCUUUCUUUUUUUGACUUUUUUUUUUGGUUUGGUGGGGUUUUGGGGAUUUGAAAUCCUGAAUUGUAAAUAUAGGGGAUGGCAAAGGAAAAAAAGGUAGCAUUGCUGUACAGUUUCUGUGGGUGAUUUAUGGUGGACGAGUUUUUCACAGUAAGUUUAUUGCCA
Messenger RNA from Amborella trichopoda, 2645 nucleotides. RefSeq lists its product as uncharacterized. Gene Ontology annotation, biological process: lipid catabolic process. The record is from RefSeq and is a predicted model, not a curated record. NCBI's taxonomy places the organism in Eukaryota, Viridiplantae, Streptophyta, Magnoliopsida, Amborellales, Amborellaceae.